Molecule: messenger RNA, 666 nt
Organism: Brienomyrus brachyistius
Lineage: Eukaryota; Metazoa; Chordata; Actinopteri; Osteoglossiformes; Mormyridae
Product: cytochrome c oxidase subunit 5A, mitochondrial-like
Exons: 5
Coding region: 99-524 (141 amino acids)
Biological process (GO): mitochondrial electron transport, cytochrome c to oxygen
Cellular component (GO): mitochondrial inner membrane
Source: RefSeq, a predicted model, not a curated record
GGAGCUACGCAUGCGUACUGUCUUCGUCGUUCCGGUGCCCUUCUCUGACUACCACGCUCGAGUUUCAGUUUCUCUGUCUCUUUUUUACAUAGAGCAUCAUGUUUAGAUCAGCUGUGUUACGAUCUGUCUCUGGAAUCCGGGGUUUGGUGCGAUUACAGCCUUCGUACGCUGCUCCCCUGCAAGCCCGCUGUUACUCCCAUGGUGCGCAGGAGACCGACGAAGAGUUUGAUGCCCGCUGGGUGACCUACUUCAACAAACCUGACAUCGAUGCCUGGGAGCUGAGGAAAGGCAUGAACACUCUCGUCGGUUAUGAUCUUGUUCCUGAGCCAAAGAUUCUCGAUGCGGCUCUCAGAGCUUGCAGAAGGUUAGAUGACCUGGCCAGCGCUGUCCGCAUUCUUGAAGCAGUUAAGGAAAAAGCUGGCCCUCACAAAGAGAUCUACCCCUAUGUGAUUCAGGAGCUGAAGCCAACACUGGAUGAGCUGGGCAUCCCAACGCCAGAGGAACUUGGCAUUGACAAGGCAUAGUAUCAGCGUAUCUUCAGAAGAACCGCUGGUCCCACUGCACUUCAAGCCUCAGCCAAGCUUCCUGAUCUUCCUGUGACGUGAAAUCUGUCCAAAUGUGUAUAAAUAAUUAUGGAGCCCCAAUAAAGGACGGUUUAUCUUUAAA